This is a messenger RNA of Aspergillus campestris IBT 28561, 204 nucleotides long. RefSeq lists its product as uncharacterized. The record is from RefSeq and is a predicted model, not a curated record. NCBI's taxonomy places the organism in Eukaryota, Fungi, Ascomycota, Eurotiomycetes, Eurotiales, Aspergillaceae. The transcript has 2 exons. The coding region runs from base 1 to 204 and encodes 67 amino acids.
AUGGGCGCCGUCGUAUCCUGCAUCGCAGGAGUCUUCCGCUCAAUCGGAGCCUGCCUAAAGGGCAUCGUGCACGUCGUCGGCUCCAUCUGCAUGGCGAUCAUCAACGGCGUGGUCUCGCUCUUCGAUGUCCUCAUUACUUGCUUGACGUGUGGGUAUUGUGGGGGACGGAGAAGGAGAGGCGGGGUUAGGAGGUCGAGGAUAUAA